GCGAAAAAUCUAGAAAAAGGAAAAUUAUAACAGUAUGUAGGAUUGUGACAGAAUGAAGCACCCCUUGGGCAAUUGUGACAAUUUUGACAAAUGCCGUUUUGGAAAAAAGUGAUCUGCGAGAUGAAUUUUCUUUAAUAAAUUUUAUUCACACCGUUUUCUUAGAAUAUUUUAAGUUGUUUUACCAUCGCAACACCUCUCGACAAGUCUCACCCGUAGAUUCACGUAUUCUGUAUUGUUUCUCGGUGGAAACGGUGGUGUUUGCUUGUGAAAAUCUGAGAAAACGUGUGUGACUUUAGUUUUUGGAUGCACGAAGAAGACCACAAAAAAGUCUGGCUAUUGUGACACAAGAGAACAAAAAAAUUUUCCAUAAAAAUUGCAUUUAUUGUGCCAUUAAAUGUGCGAAUAGUUAUUAAGAAUUGUAAAAAAUGUCCGCAUUGAGGUGUCACAGUGGAUAGAUAAAUUGGUUCUCGGUUGCGUGUACAAAAGGGCAAACGGAAAGAAGUAAGAUGCCCACUAGAACGGGAAUCAAGAAGCCCCUUGGAAUAGUUCUCCGGAACAGGAAGACAAUAAAAGACGGUGUCAUCACGAGUUCCGGAAUUGGAGAUCCGAGCGUCUAUCAUGCAUUAGUGGUAAUAUUUUUGGAAUUUUUCGCCUGGGGUCUCCUCACGAUGCCUGUAAUUUCGGUUCUCAAUCAAACCUUCCCCGAUCACACAUUUUUGAUGAAUGGUCUGGUGAUGGGAAUUAAGGGGAUUCUGUCAUUUCUCAGUGCACCCCUCAUUGGAGCCUUGUCUGAUGUGUGGGGAAGGAAGUUUUUCCUUCUUAUCACGGUGUUUUUCACAUGUGCUCCGAUUCCUCUGAUGACCAUCAAUACUUGGUGGUUCUUUGCAAUGAUCUCAAUUAGUGGCGUUUUUGCGGUCACAUUUUCUGUUGUAUUUGCCUAUGUGGCUGAUGUGACGACAGUUGAGAAUCGGUCGCGAGCCUAUGGACUCGUGUCAGCCACAUUUGCCGCCAGCCUCGUGAUCUCCCCCGCACUUGGGGCAUAUUUAAUCACGAAACACAAUGACACGGUAAUUGUGGCCCUUGCAACGGCCAUUGCGAUCCUCGAUGUGUUCUUCAUUCUGGUCGCUGUGCCGGAAAGCUUGCCAGAGAAAGUUAGACCGAGCUCCUGGGGAGCUCCGAUUAGCUGGGAGCAAGCAGAUCCGUUUGCCGCCCUACGAAAAGUUGGAAUGGACCAGACUAUUCUGCUGCAGUGUGUUACAGUGCUUUUGUCAUAUUUGCCCGAGGCUGGCCAAUAUUCCUGCAUCUUUGUGUAUUUGAAUUUAAAAAUGGGCUUCAGUUCUAUUGAAGUUUCUGUUUUUAUUGCCGUUGUUGGAACCUUGAGUAUUCUGGCGCAAUUAGUUUUAGGAGUCUUAAUGAGAGUUCUUGGUGCGAAACGUACAAUAAUUAUAGGGCUGCUAUUUGAAAUGAUGCAACUUCUCUGGUAUGGAUUUGGGAGUGAAACAUGGAUGAUGUGGGCUGCUGGAAUAUUAGCAUCUCUAGGAUCAAUAACUUACCCAGCCAUAAGUGCGUCAGUCUCGAUUUUGUCUACUCCAAAUAGACAAGGUGUUGUUCAGGGUAUGGUAACUGGAAUGCGUGGGUUGUGCAAUGGCCUUGGACCGGCUAUGUUUGGCGUAAUUUUCUACCUUUUCCACGUGGAUUUGAACGAUGAGCACAACAAAAUAAAUAAUAGUCAUAGUAUAGAUACGAAAUUGAUACGAAAUGAGACGAUCCGAGGUGGAGAUACCAUAAGUCAGAUCAUUCCUGGACCUCCUUUUGUCUUUGGCGCAAUGAUGGUUAUUGUCGCAAUUUUGGUAGCGUCCUACAUCCCUGAAAACCCCACUGAGAGGGUUAUUCGACGUGUUUCAGGUGUCUCACUGGAUAUUCAAUCGGAGACAGAGAAAGGUGGUCGAAAGGUAACUUCAGCUGCAGCUGGACCACUCCUUAGUCCACUUUCCACGCUGCACCAGGAUUCUGCUCAGCUGUAGAGGUGUUGGGAGAUUUUUUUAAACAAAAUAACUUGAUAAACUUUUUGCUCGUCUGUCCAAAAAAAAAAAGAAAAGAGAUGGCAUUAAUGCAAAUCACAACAGCCAAAAAAACACAAGCUCAGCCACAGUGUGUUUUCAUAAAUAAUUUCAUAUAUUUAGCGCAUGGACAGUGACAAAGGGAUGAAUCAGUUUGAAUAUUUUUCACAUUGUGAUGAAAAAUUUGACAAAAAAAGUAAAAUGAUUUAGUGAAAAGCAUUAACCUUUCCCAGAAUAUAAAUUUUGAAAAAAUAUGCAUUGGCCACAUUUUGAGGAGACAUCUUCAAUUGUGAUUUUAAUUAAUUUUCAAAAGGGGUGGAAAAAAGGACGAAAUAUCUGUGAUGAAAUUAAAAUAAACUUUUAAAAGAAACAAAAAAUGCUAACCCUUUCGCCAUACAAACCUGAAUUAUAAAUAUUUUUUUUAAAACAUCCUUUGUUCCUCAAUAUCUGGAUUUAUUUAAAAUUGCAAAUCUUCUCUACAAUUAUAUUUUCUUUUAUAUUAUAACAACUUAUCCGAAAUAAUAAAUUUAUUUCUGAAGGAAAAAAAAUGUUUAAAAAAGUUCAACAUAAAGUGUUCGUAAUUUGAAGGGAUUUGAAAUUGACGAUUUAAGACAUCGAAUCCUUGUUGAGUAAAUUAAAAAGUACCUAAUAAAAAGUAAAUUUAUUCUGGGAAUUAUUUGCCUCUUUUUUUUUAAAUAAAACUGUUUAUUGGUAAAAAGUAAAAAUCAAAUAGGAUGAGUUAAAGACGCUAUUGCGAAAGGAUUAUCAUUGCGUUUUUGUAUCUUCAUUUAAAAUUAUCUAUUCCUACUAUGUACAUUGUAGAAGCAUUUUGUUUAAUUAAAAUGACUAGGUACAUAUAUUCAUUUUUAUUCCAUUUUUUUUGGAAUGUACAAGGAAACAAUACGUCAUUGACUAUACAUGCUUGUUAUUUCUAAAAAGAAAAUAAAACUUACGAUUUUACGCAUAACUUCUCAUCAUUUUGUUUCUACUGAAAUCAUAAUUAAAAAAAAACAAUAUAUAUUGUGCAGAACUUAUGGAAGAAAAUGUUUUUUUUACCUGAUAAAUUACGAGGUCUCCUAGAAUUUAUACUUUAUCAAGACAAGUUUUUUGACCACCUAUAUGUACUGAAGUAGAGGUAUAUUGAAGAUCCUUGAUAAAAAUAAAAAUCAGUCGAAAUCUAUAUUAGGAGAAGGAAUGGCAUACGCAUGAUGAAUCAACUGUGACUUUUUUUUAUUACUUUGACUAAUUUAUUGUAAAAUUUCUUAAACUGUUAAGCUUUAUAUGGUGCUUAUUGCUGUCUUUUAGAAUCAUCACAUUUUUUCAAUUAGUAUUGCUUUAUAAAAUUAUUAAGGAUUUUAUUGAAUAGGUAAUUUCAUUAAAAAAAAUACAAUGUCUGCAAAGAAGUAAAAAAAAACUGAUCCCCUCCUUUAUAGAAUGGAAAAUGAAUUUUAAAUAUAUAAUCACGAAAAGUAGAAAUAGCUUAUAGUGUAUGUAUUUAGGAAAGUGCAUACCUAUUCAUUUAGUAUUUCCUGAUAUUCUUUUUGUUGAACAAUUUGGAAAUCAUUCUUGAAGUCUCACCCGCAGAUGUGGCCAAUGGGAGAAGAGAUAUAUAAAGUAGAUAAAAUGAUAAAAAAGAAGAUUGAAAAAGAAGAAAUGUAUGUAAAAUGUAUGAUAUAUAUGAAGAGUUCUAAGAAAAAAAGAUUCAUGCUAGUCUUGAAAUACAUUUAUUUUUAAUUUAUUCCUUCGCACAUUUUUCUUGCUACUACCAAUGUCAUUUGCUGCGCAAGAGGAUAUGGAAACAUUCCAAAUAUCCCGAAUUUCUGGGAAAAAAAAUGAUAUUCUUUGGGUAUUCCCAGCAUUUUCAGGUGCCAAUCAGUCAGUCAAAGCAUCAUCAUGGGAUAGUUAUUAUGCAGAAUGGGAUAAGUGAUGAUGGUAAGAUUUAUUGCAAUGUGUGCGGCCUCCCAAUAUCCAGAACGUACAAUGAAUUUUGCUGAGUGACGUAUCCACGAAAAAUUAAUCAAUGAGUAGUUCAUA
This is a messenger RNA of Lutzomyia longipalpis, 4094 nucleotides long. RefSeq names its product hippocampus abundant transcript 1 protein. Gene Ontology annotation, cellular component: membrane. NCBI's taxonomy places the organism in Eukaryota, Metazoa, Arthropoda, Insecta, Diptera, Psychodidae. The transcript has 9 exons. Gene Ontology annotation, biological process: transmembrane transport. The record is from RefSeq and is a predicted model, not a curated record. The coding region runs from base 507 to 2024 and encodes 505 amino acids. Gene Ontology annotation, molecular function: transmembrane transporter activity.